Messenger RNA from Protopolystoma xenopodis, 492 nucleotides. The record is from the annotation of a GenBank genome assembly. NCBI's taxonomy places the organism in Eukaryota, Metazoa, Platyhelminthes, Monogenea, Polystomatidea, Polystomatidae.
AUGUGCAUCGGUCGUCCUCUUUUUGCUGAUCUUACUGUUGCCUGUUCCUCUCCGGACCAUGAUUGGUCACGCAUGUUUUGGGACCGCCUGCAGCCAAUAUUGGUCCGAUUUCUAAGACAUCCACCCGCCGAGAUGAUUGCCUAUUUCCUCAUCUCUAAACCUGCAACAUCUAAAUUCAAAUUGCCCUCCGUUGCAAGCAUUCUUGAUGGUCUCACGAAAGUCGACCACAUUGGGAGACUCACUCCCACUUCCGAUCUGUCAAAGGUGGAACCUUCCAUUUUGGGUGGAGACGCCGAGGUGUGGGUAGAGGAGAGUUGCAAAACGCUGGUUUUGAUGGCUGAUGAAGCUGCUCUGCUAGUCUCUCUGGUCGACGAGGCUUGCGACAAAAACCACUUUGUGACAGGAGAGGAGCAUUCACUAUUCGUCGUGAGUCGUUACAUAAUCUGUAUUCCCACUGUCGCGGUUUUUACGCAUUUUCUAAUGCAAACAUAG